CCGCCCUCAACAUUCACCAGAAAACGACCCUGACCACGAUACCACAACAAUAUCGCCCACGUUCCUUCGAUUCAACCUAAACCAUACCCGACUUCCAUCAAUGGACCCAUAAAAAAGUCUUCUUCCCGUUAUUCGGAGGACAUGGACGAUUACUCGGACGAUGGCUUCGACGACCUCAACCCGGACACUCUCCAGGAGCUCGAAGACUAUGCCAUCGUCCAGUUUACUCAAGCCCAGACUCAAGCCCAGACGCAAGCCCAGACCCAGGCACAGACCCGGGCACAGCCAAAAGCACAGGCAAAACCACAAACAGAGGCACAGCCCGAGGUCCACGGAUCUCAUGGAAGCACUCACGUACAGACCCAGGCCCAGGCUCGGUCUCGGUCUCGGGCUCGGGCUCAACCCCAGGGUCCCGGUUCCUACGAGGUUAUCGAAAUCGAGGACGACGAUCUCGACGAUUCCGAGCUGAUCAAUGCCUUGAUCCCUCCCGCGCCCGUCGGCCCAGGCAAAUCCAAACCUUCCCUUCCUCCUCCCCCUCCUCCGCCGCCUGCUGCCCCUCCUGCUCAUCCACAGAGAGAACAGUUGAGCAGGCCUCUUGACGAGCCGCGUGCCAUUCCCACGCGUCAUUCUCCUUCGCAGCAGCAGUGGAACGCGAACACACGCACCGCUCCUCCUCCUCCUCCUCCUCCUCCCUCCUCCUACUCUCGUCCUCCGGGCCCCAACCGCAUACUGCCACCAGCCUCCACACCCCACCGACCUCCUCAUCGCCCUCCACAAGGUCACUUUGCUCGGCCGCCUCCCGCCUCUACCGCCCAACCGGCCUCCCAAGCACCGCGCAUCCCCCCUUCCAGCGCCACCGCCGGCAACGACGUCGUCGCAGCCCUGCAACAGCGACUCAGGGCUCUCGAGUCGGAGCUCUACACCGCCAAGGGCGAAGUCUCCAUCAUACGCGCCAAUUCGACCAAGACGCAGCAAGAGCACACUGCCGAGUUGGAGAGACUGAAGAAGCAAAAUGCCGAACAACAAGCGAAGAACCAGAGGCUCGUCGAGCAGGCCCUUGCCGCCGAGAAGAACGCGACCACCGAGCUCCAAUUCUUACAGCGGGAUCUCCAAGAGGCAAGCACGCGGGCGAGGCAGAAGGAUGCAACGGCGGCCGUCCCCCAACAGACCGGGACUACCACCGCCCGUGCGGGUACAACUACGACGACGACGACAACGGGGACAACAACAACGCCGAGGAAGGCGAACAAAACAUGGGGCGUUGCGGACGGGUUCGACGACAUGGAUAUGGUUGUCAGUCCCACCAAGGGACGAGGCAAGCCGAGAGAUGCCGGUGCUGUGGCUGUCCCACCGGCUGAGCGGACGCCCUCCAAGGGUAAGCGAAAGCGCCCGGCUUUGGAGAGUCCCGUCAUGCCGUUGGAAACGCACGAGGCCGAUGUUCCCAUGAUGGAGGACGGCGAGGCAGCCGCACCAUCUUCCGUUUCGUACGCCGCUGCUCCCAUCCCUUUCCAUGCUCUCCCAUUCGACUUUCUUCCGCUCGUCUUGGACCACGCCUCUUUGCACGGAGAACCGCCGACCUUCGAGACACUCACGCGCUACGCCUACCCCUCUGACCCAACGACCUCUUUCGCCGCCAUCAUCCUCCAGCGACUGCCUCUCCUCGGCAACCCUCGGAAUCCCUACUCGCUCCUCAUCGACUUCACCGGACUUAUCGUCGACAUGUGGCACCAAUGUCUGGAGGAGAAACUGUACAGGCCCAUCUGGGACCUGGCAUCCCUCGCGGCCUUCACUCUGCAGUUGCAGACCGUUUCAGUGGCCCCGUACCUUAUUAACAAUAUCGUGCCCGCCCUUGAGAAGUCCAUUUAUAAAGUGGCAGAGAUUCGCUUCAACCGCUUCAAACUCAUCGGGAGCGCCGCAGCCAGCGAUCCCGUCCUAGCUGAGGUCGAACAGCAGAUCGACACCACUUUCCUCCUGUCGCUCCUCCGCCUGAUCGGCAUGGCGAGCGUCACAAGCGUAACGCAGAAGACGGACGAAGGCACCCCCCAAACCCGGCAGGCCGAGUUCUGGCGCAUGGUCCCGCUGGACCUGGUCCUCAUCUUCCUGACGCCGGGCCAGCACCUGGACGACGUCCUGGGCAUGAUGGACCUCCUCUGCACAUCCGUGCUGCCCACCUCCAUCGGCCCCGUCUCGGAGGAACGCGACGCGGAGAGCACGGCGCGCAUGGUCGUGGAGAAACUCACCUGCAACCUCGUCGAUCCGCCCCGCGAGGCCACCACCCCCGUACAGGUGCAUACGGUCGGGCUCGCGGCCCUGCGCGCGCUCGCGGCUUUCGCGCAGUCGCCUUUCGGCGCGCUGCAGAUCGCGCACCACGUCAACGCCAUCCCGCGGCUGGUCGCCAUGUUGGCUGGCCUCGUGGACGAGCUGUACGGCGUGUCUGAACCCACUACUACGGCCAUCAUUGCCGCGGCGGGAGACGACCCGGCGCAGGGCAAGAAGACGACGGUGCCCGACCUCAGGGACGAGUCGCGGGACCUGGGCGACGAUUGGGAGGGGAUACACAGGCUGAUCAAGCAGACGGUCCGCCUGCUGCACCGGCUCGUCACGGAUCCCGAAACCACGGACGCCGUCAACAUCCAAGCCAAGCUGGCCAUGGCGUAUGGUGGCUCGCAUCGCUACAUCUUGGCCCUGUCGCGGAUUCACUUCGCCGAAGAGGACCUGGUGUACGAAGCUGGCAUUGAUGAGGAGACGGCCGACUUGGCCCGCGAACUGUGCGAGUUUGUCGUCACGCCGGACGAGGGGGAGGGGGUCAGGGAGGCCUUUGCUGUGUGAUGAACAC
Sodiomyces alkalinus F11 is the source of this 2836-nucleotide messenger RNA. RefSeq lists its product as hypothetical. The transcript has a single exon. NCBI's taxonomy places the organism in Eukaryota, Fungi, Ascomycota, Sordariomycetes, Glomerellales, Plectosphaerellaceae. The coding region runs from base 142 to 2829 and encodes 895 amino acids. The record is from RefSeq and is a predicted model, not a curated record.